Molecule: messenger RNA, 504 nt
Organism: Acanthosepion pharaonis
Lineage: Eukaryota; Metazoa; Mollusca; Cephalopoda; Sepiida; Sepiidae
Source: the annotation of a GenBank genome assembly
AUGUAUCUAUGGCAAUGUUUAUCUAUCUAUCUAUCUAUCUAUCUAUCUAUCUAUCGUAAUGUUUAUGUAUCUAUGGCAAUGUUUAUCUAUCUAUCUAUCUAUCUAUCUAUCUAUCUAUCUAUCUAUCGUAAUGUUUAUGUAUCUAUGCCAAUGUUUAUCUAUCUAUCUAUCUAUCUAUCUAUCUAUCUAUCUAUCUAUCUAUCUAUCUCAGUGUCUUCAUAUUUAUUUUUCGUAGUCUGUUCCUAUCUAUCUAUCUAUCUAUCUAUCUAUCUAUCUAUCUAUCGCAAUGUAUAUUUCUCUCUCUCUCUCUAUCUAUCUAUCUAUCUCAGUGUCUUCAUAUCUAUCAAUUUAUUUAUCGUAGUCUGUACAUAUCUAUCUAUCUAUCUAUCUAUCUCAGUGUUUUCAUAUCUAUCAAUUUAUGGUAGUCUGUUCUCUAUCUAUCUAUCUAUCUAUCUAUCUAUCUAUCUAUCUAUCUAUCUAUCUAUCUAUCUAUCUUCUACUUAA